Molecule: messenger RNA, 1521 nt
Organism: Cyanidioschyzon merolae strain 10D
Lineage: Eukaryota; Rhodophyta; Bangiophyceae; Cyanidiales; Cyanidiaceae
Product: cysteine desulfurase for iron-sulfur cluster formation sufS
Exons: 1
Coding region: 1-1521 (506 amino acids)
Molecular function (GO): pyridoxal phosphate binding; cysteine desulfurase activity
Source: RefSeq, a predicted model, not a curated record
AUGUUUACUGUGCAGCACACCGUCGGUACUGCACGCUUCGGUAGAAGCGGCAAGCUUUCCGGUGCCAAGACUCGUGACCAGGCACCUCUAGAAUCGUGUCUCAGUGCUGCUGGACGAACUUGCGCUCAUCACAGAGGAGCUGCUCGUUGGGUUGGGGCAUACAGGCUGAAGGCUGAAGCCUCCAGUGUCGGACAGGCUGGCACAUCUGUUGAAGCUCCUGGACACCGCCGAAAUCGUCCUGCGAUCGCUGCCUUGGACAAGGACUCGUUCCCGAUCCUGGAGAGAACCACCACGGAAGGUAAGCAACUCGUCUAUCUGGACUCUGCUGCGACGUCGCAGAAGCCUUUGCAAGUCAUCGAAGCGCUCUCGCACUUCUAUCGGUACGAAAACGCGAACGUCCACCGCGGGGCGCACAGGCUCUCACAGCAGGCAACGGAGGCUUUCGAGAGCGCGAGAGCAAAAGUCGCUCGAUUCUUGAACGCGAAAAAGGAUACUGAAAUUGUUUUCACCCGGAAUGCGACUGAAGCGAUUAACACUGUAGCGUACGCAUGGGGUUUGCUGGGCGGGAACCUCACUCCUGGCGACGAAAUCAUUGUCUCGGUGGCCGAGCACCAUGCCAACCUGGUGCCGUGGCAGCUUGUAGCGCAGCGCACCGGAGCUCGACUACGGCACAUACCGCUGUUGCCACAGGUACAAGCCUUGGACAUGGAUACAUUCGAGAAAAUGUUGUCGGAGAGAACAAAGCUGGUGGCAAUCGCCUAUGUUGGCAACGUUCUCGGGUACGUGCAGGACGUCAGACGAAUAACGGAGCUAGCUCAUCAAGCAGGAGCUUCCGUGCUCGUCGAUGCAUGCCAGGCGGUUCCUCAUAUGCCAGUAGACGUCCAGGAUAUCGGAUGCGAGUGGCUCGUGGCCAGUGGUCACAAAAUGUGCGGCCCGACGGGGAUCGGUAUCCUGUAUGGGAAAGAGCACGUGCUUCGCAGAGAAAUGGCACCCUUUCUCGGUGGCGGUGAGAUGAUCGCGGAAGUGUUUCUUGACCACAGUACGUUUGCAGAUUUGCCGCAUAAGUUCGAGGCGGGAACUCCUUCGAUUGGCGAUGCAGUCGCACUAGGCGCAGCCAUAGACUACCUGGAGGAUGGCCUUGGCGGCAUGAAACGCAUUCACCAGUUCGAGCUCCAGCUUGCCCGAUAUCUCUACGAAUCCCUGGAACAGUUCCAAGAGAUAUCGAUCUAUGGGCCGCCCCUGGACAACGAUCUCGGUCUCGAGAGAGCGGCCCUCUGUGCAUUCAAUGUGCGUGGUGUGCAUCCAAGUGAUUUGGCUACCAUCAUCGACCUAGAUGGGAUCGCGAUUCGUGCAGGACACCAUUGCGCGCAGCCGCUCCACCGGGACGCUCUUGGCGUCGGAGGGAGUGCCCGAGCUUCUGUCUACGUCUAUAAUUCCUCGGCAGACAUUGAUCGCUUUAUAGAUGCUCUGGUUGAUGCGGUUUCCGUGCUCGGCGAGAAAUUGACGCUUCGUCCAGCCUGA